GCCAGAGCGCGUGUGUAGGAGAGCAAGGAGGAAGAGCCCAGUGGGGGCGCGGGUUCUUCCCCCUUUGGAGCCGCAUUGAGACUCAAGGCACACUCGGGCACAGAAUGGCUGUUUUAUAAGUGGGAUCCUCGGGGACGUAUGGCUGCCUGCUCCUUGGCAGCUGUCUUUAUGGACCAGUAGGCAGAGGGAAAUUGACGCUGACGAGACUUCUGCAUCUUGGAAGGGACUGUAAUCUACUGUAGUGAAGAACAGAACCUCUCAAUCACGCGGGUGUAAAUAAGAGACGGAGGGGAGUCCAAAAGAAAAGGAAGAGGAGGGGAAGAGUGUGUGUUGGGGGGAGCGGGGAAAAGCAUUUUUGGUGGAUGGUAUGAAGCCAGCCAUGGAAACUGCAGCCGAGGAAAACACUGAACAAAGCCAAGAGAGAAAAGUGAACAGCAGAGCUGAAAUGGAAAUUGGCAGGUACCACUGGAUGUACCCAGGCUCAAAGAACCACCAGUACCAUCCUGUGCCAACCCUGGGGGACAGGGCUAGCCCCUUGAGCAGUCCAGGCUGCUUUGAAUGCUGCAUCAAGUGUCUGGGAGGAGUCCCCUACGCCUCUCUGGUGGCCACCAUCCUCUGCUUCUCCGGGGUCGCCUUGUUCUGUGGCUGUGGGCAUGUGGCUCUUGCGGGGACCGUGGCGAUUCUUGAGCAACACUUCUCCACCAACACCAGUGACCAUGCCUUGCUGAGUGAGGUAAUACAGCUGAUGCAGUAUGUCAUCUAUGGAAUUGCCUCCUUUUUCUUCUUGUAUGGGAUCAUUCUGUUGGCAGAAGGCUUUUACACCACAAGUGCAGUGAAAGAACUGCACGGGGAGUUUAAAACAACCGCCUGUGGCCGAUGCAUCAGUGGAAUGUUCGUCUUCCUCACCUACGUGCUGGGAGUGGCCUGGCUGGGCGUGUUCGGUUUCUCUGCAGUGCCCGUGUUUAUGUUCUACAACAUAUGGUCAACUUGUGAAGUCAUCAAGUCACCCCAGACCAACGGAACAGCUGGUGUGGAGCAGAUCUGCGUGGAUAUCCGGCAAUACGGUAUCAUUCCAUGGAAUGCAUUCCCAGGAAAGAUCUGUGGCUCCGCCCUGGAGAACAUCUGCAACACCAAUGAGUUCUACAUGUCCUAUCACCUGUUCAUUGUGGCCUGUGCAGGAGCUGGUGCCACCGUCAUUGCCCUGAUCCACUUCCUCAUGAUACUGUCUUCUAACUGGGCUUACUUAAAGGAUGCAAGCAAAAUGCAGGCUUACCAGGAUAUCAAAGCAAAGGAAGAACAGGAACUGCAAGAUAUCCAGUCUCGCUCAAAAGAACAACUCAAUUCUUACACAUAAACGUUUGCCAGUGUUUCAGCCGACGAAUUGACAGCUCUGACAAAUCAUCAGACAGCUGCUCUGCAGUACAGAUGUGUAUCCCACCAAACAAACUAAUAUAGAAGUACAAACACUUCACUGGCUGUCUCAAGCUGGGAUGUAUUUCUAGGAAAACCUUCCAGUAGGUAAAUCUUUUUCUUUAGAACAGAUAUUGGAGGUUUCGUGUUAACCAUUUUAAAAGGCAACACUUUGACAAAAUGUUCCUCCUUUUGAAAUUUGAUAGGGACCCGUGAUGUGUCAGCAUCAAGGGAUGUGACCAUAAAUUCAUGUAUGCCAUCUGUCCCCAAAUAAAUGUAUCUAAAUAGGGGAUAAAAUGGAAUUGGCGUGAAGUUCCAUUUCUGACAACUGACAUCUAUUAAAUUGUGGCUCAUCGAAGAUAAUGUGAUUCUUACAAUUGACCUUGUUUUUUUUAAUUAGCUGACUUCCCCCCUCUAAGUCCAGGGCACAUUAAUUUCCUGAUCCAAGCAGAAAUCUUUUCUUCAAUAAUGCUGAAAUGAGCUACUAUACAUUCUGCUACACCUACCAUUGAAGAGCUGGAUUCCAACUCAUUGACAAGCUUUCAAGAAUCAAUUUUGUAAUGGAUUUCAUUUUAAUAAAAUGACCCAGUUGUCAUCCUCCUUGGGAAAUAAAUGUCAGCUCUGCCUUAAUGAGUAUUUGCUUUAAAUUUCUAAGAAUUAUAUUACCACGGGAGACCCAAAACCCUUCAUAGAAUUUUUUUCCACAAAUGUUUUUCUUAAUUACGAAGUGUUACCUUAUUAAAAUGACCACCAUUCUAAACCAUUUCUAUGUGGUCUCAAUAGUGAGUUUACAGUUUCAUACCAACUAUCUAAGACCUAAUUACAAAUAGACCACAGACCUCCUACUUUUAUAGACUUGAAUACUUAAGUAAUUUAAAUUAGGGUUGGUAUUUAUUUCACUUUUUCUUAUCUACAUCUUAGUUUCCUGGAAUAAUAAAGUUCGAUGUUCAGCAAAAAACUGCUUGAGUUUAAGCCAUUUUCAAAAGAAACUUGCCUUCUAAAUCAUUGUGUUCCAGAAUAUUGACUAUAGGUAUUGGGUAUUAGUGAUGGUAAACUUUGUGUUGUUCUUUAUGAAAUGAUACAUAUAACUGUUGAGUGCAUCAGUGCUUUUUAAAAGGGGCUGCAUAAUAUAGGGUUAACUAUGUAUAUUCAUGUUAAGAAUUAACUUGUGGUUUGGCUGUUUCCUGGAUUUAAAAACAUAUACAUGUGCAGAAAUGUAUUAAAAUGAAAGGAAGCAUACCUUUAUCAAGAUGCUAUUAAAAUUGUACAUCAAGUAUAAUAUUUCAUUUGGAUUCUUUUUGUUGUUGUUGUUAAUGCCUAAAAAUGCCUAUUUGGAUCUUGACUUCUUUUUAAUUGGGAGACGCUCUCUUCUGUGUAGAACAGUUGUUCCAGAAUAGCUUGGUGUUUUGUUUUCCUGUUGCAUGACAGACCUAAAUAUUUUUUCCAGCAGUGGAGGUGCUGUUAGAGUCCAGUGUUCUAGAAGAGGCAGUGUCUAAAGCCUAAUUUUACUUUUCUAAUUCUGGUAGCUAUUACCAGGAAUUUUUGAAAGUUUUGUUUAAGUAGUCUAAUAUUUUUUAUGUAAAGAGCAUUAAAUUUUGCUAUGUAUAAAUUUUUGUAACCUAACAGUGAAUCAAUAUUUUCUAUCAGUGCCAAGGGCUUCCUGUAGUUCUAUUCAAGUGUUACAAUAAAUAUUUGUAGAUAAUAGUCAA
Messenger RNA from Diceros bicornis minor, 3119 nucleotides. It is a transcript of the gene GPM6B, whose product is annotated as glycoprotein M6B. Bases 368 to 1354 code for a protein of 328 amino acids. Gene Ontology annotation, biological process: axon development; central nervous system myelination. Gene Ontology annotation, cellular component: plasma membrane; myelin sheath. Lineage: Eukaryota; Metazoa; Chordata; Mammalia; Perissodactyla; Rhinocerotidae. The transcript is spliced from 8 exons. The record is from RefSeq and is a predicted model, not a curated record. Gene Ontology annotation, molecular function: structural constituent of myelin sheath.